This is a messenger RNA of Heterocephalus glaber (naked mole-rat), 5125 nucleotides long. It is a transcript of the gene Slc30a6, whose product is annotated as solute carrier family 30 member 6. Gene Ontology annotation, molecular function: monoatomic cation transmembrane transporter activity. Lineage: Eukaryota; Metazoa; Chordata; Mammalia; Rodentia; Bathyergidae. The record is from RefSeq and is a predicted model, not a curated record. Gene Ontology annotation, cellular component: Golgi apparatus; membrane. Gene Ontology annotation, biological process: transmembrane transport; zinc ion transport.
UCCCAGCCAAUGGGCCCCUGAUUCCCCGCCCCUUCCGCACCGGGGUAAAAAUCGAGCCCCAGAGCGUCUUCCGGCGGGAGCUGUGGCUCCUUAUCAUGGGGACAAUUCAUCUCUUUCGAAAACCACAGAGAUCCUAUUUUGGCAAGUUACUACAGGAAUUUAGACUUGUAGCAGCUGACCGAAGGUCCUGGAAGAUACUGCUCUUUGGUGUAAUAAACUUGGUGUGUACCGGCUUCCUGCUUAUGUGGUGCAGUUCUACUAAUAGUGUAGCUUUAACUGCCUAUACUUACCUGACCAUUUUUGAUCUCUUUAGUUUAAUAACAUGCUUAAUAAGUUAUUGGGUAAUGAUGAGGAAACCUAGCCCUGUGUAUUCAUUUGGGUUUGAAAGAUUGGAAGUCCUAGCUGUAUUUGCCUCCACAGUCUUGGCACAACUCGGAGCUCUCUUUAUAUUAAAAGAAAGUGCAGAACGCUUUUUGGAGCAGCCUGAAAUACACACGGGAAGAUUAUUAGUUGGUACUUUUGUCGCUCUUUCUUUAAACCUAUUCACGAUGCUUUCUAUUCGGAAUAAACCUUUCAGUUAUGUCUCUGAAGCUGCUAGUACGAGCUGGCUUCAAGAGCAUGUUGCAGAUCUUAGUCGGAGCUUGUGUGGAAUUAUUCCAGGACUUAGCAGUAUCUUCCUUCCCCGAAUGAAUCCAUUUGUUUUGAUUGAUCUUGCUGGAGCAUUUGCUCUUUGUAUUACGUACAUGCUCAUUGAAAUUAAUAAUUAUUUCGCUGUAGACACUGCCUCUGCAAUAGCCAUUGCCCUGAUGACGUUUGGCACUAUGUAUCCCAUGAGUGUGUACAGUGGGAAGGUACUACUCCAGACAACACCACCCCAUGUUAUUGGUCAGUUGGACAAACUUAUCAGAGAGGUAUCUACCUUGGAUGGAGUUCUAGAAGUUCGAAAUGAACAUUUUUGGACUCUAGGUUUUGGCUCAUUGGCUGGAUCAGUGCACGUAAGAAUUCGACGGGAUGCAAAUGAACAGAUGGUUCUUGCUCAUGUGACCAACAGGCUUUAUACCCUUGUGUCCACCCUGACUGUUCAGAUUUUCAAGGAUGACUGGAUUAGGCCUGCCUUAGUGUCUGGGCCUGUUACAGCCAAUGUCCUAAACUUUUCAGACCAUCACGUAAUCCCAAUGCCUCUUUUAAAGAACACUGAUGAUUUGAACCCUGUCACAUCAACUCCAGCUAAACCUAGUAGUCCACCUCCAGAAUUCUCAUUUAACACCCCUGGAAAAAAUGUGAGCCCAGUUAUUCUUCUAAACACACAAACAAGGCCUUAUGGUGUUGGACUUAAUCAUGGACACACACCUUAUAGCAUGUUUAAUCAAGGACUUGGAGUUCCGGGAAUUGGAGCAACCCAUGGAUUCAGGACUGGUUUUACAAAUAUACCAAGUAGAUACGGAAGUAACAACAGAAUUGGACAGCCAAGACCAUGAUAUACCCUAACUUAUUUUUAUAAGGAAUAUUGACUCUUUGGCUUCCAAUUUAUUUAGUAAUCCACCUUGCAUUGACUAUUCAAUCAUUUACACUAAAUGUUAGAGACUAAUGGGCUUGUUCACAUUUCAUGAAACAUAAACUAUAUUUUUGUAAAAUGUUUUUGUGGCAGUGAGAUCCUUGCAAAUGUUACAGACUUUAAAUAGGCUCCUUUUAGAAAGUUUGUUUCUCUAAAUUUUAGUUUUGCUGUCUUUGGUUUUGUAACUGCCUGUGGUAUGAUAUGACCUUACCUUUGUAAGAGAGCCUCUUGAUUUUUUCAGUGAAAUUUAUAAACAUGCUUUGUGAAUAAUACACAUUUUAGGAAAGGAAAACGAUGUCACUUUUAAAGUAAAAGUCUCCUUUAUAAUUUUUCCAAACUUAAUCACUACGUGUUUUUUGAGCCCUUCUUAAAUUAUAGCUUUGGUUUUCGUUUUCGUUUUCGUUUUUGUUGUUACUGCUGUUGUUAUUGAGACAGGACCUCGCUAUGCAGUUCGUGCUAGCUUUGAAUUCACUAUGUAGCCCUGAUUGGCCUCAAAUUCUCAGUGAUCCUCCUGCCUCAGGCUCCCAAGUGCUGGGAUUAUAGGUAAGCACCAGCACACCCAGUUCUAAAUUAUGUCUUGCAAAAUAAAAGCAAACUUUUUUUGAGGGGGGUACCGGGGAUCGAACUUGGGACUUUCCACUUGCGAGGCAGGUGGCAGAACCACUGAGCUAAAUCCCCGGCCCGGAGCAAACUUUUUUAUGGGAAAUUUUUGAGACACAUUUUACUUUCUAGCACAAUUUAAAGUUUUUUUAAUUAUCAGAAUUUUUUUUUAAUUAUUAGAAUUUUUGUUAAAGUUUGUCUCGUUCACAAAUUUCAACACAUUUGGGUUUUUUUGUUGUUCCGUGUUUGUUGUUGUUUCAGAUAGGGUCUCGCUGUGUAGUUCAGGCUGGCCUUAAACUAACUAUGUAGCCCAGGCUGGCCUCAAACUCAUGGAAAUUCUCCUGUUUCAGCCUUCCAAGUGCUGGGAUUACAGGCAUGUGCCACCAUGCCUGGCAACACAUUUGUAAAUAGUCCAUAGUUCUCAGUGUUUUAAUUAGUUGAAUGAACACCAAACCUUUGAUGAAAUACAAUGAAAGAAUCCCAGUUUUCUAUGUUCAUAAUAGUAGAAUGAGUCUUUUUAAAUUACUUUUUUUUUUUUUAAUAUUGGGGAUCAAACUCAGGACCUUGCACUUGCGAGGCAGGUACAGUCCCACUGAGCUAAAUCCCUGGCCCCUAAAUUACAUUUUAAUUAGUUGAUGUUUUCUUUCUCAUUUUAUUACCAAAAUAUAUUACCAAAAUAUAUGGAAUUCCAUACGUAAUAUGGGAUUGGAUAUCUUUUCAAAUUUGCAUACUUUCACUAUAUAUUAUAUAAUUUUACCAAAAUAUAAUGGACUGUAGAUUAUAGGAUACAGUAUUGUUAGGCUGGCAUGGGCAGUUUCUAACAGUUUUGCUUGCUUUAUCAAAAAAAUAGUGAAUUGCAGCCGGGGAUUUAGCUGAGUGGUUCUACCGCCUGCCUUGCAAGCGCAAGGUCCCAAGUUCAAUCCCUGGUACCAAAAAAAAAAAAAUAGUGAAUUGUUAAUGUGAUACACUGUGAGAAUCAUGUAAAUUAUUUUUUGGUCAUUUUCCAAAUGCAGGUUUUAAAGACUUUACAACGUGGCCAGUACUAUUUCCAGAAAGUAUAAUGAGUGGUUGUCAUACAUGACCUAUGAAGCUUCUUUUUCUUUUGUGUUGUUCUAUUUUUUCAUGAGUUGUAUAUUUACGAUUUAAAAAAAUAUUUUGAAAAUGGAUUCAACUUCCCUAGAAUCCAUUGCUUCUGGAGAUCUGUGAUUUUUUCCAGCCAGCUAACAGCUAUCUAGAGAAGUUUUCUGGGUUUUUUUGUAGAAUUGGCAGCAGUUUCCUUGGUCAGCUCAUCCUCUUUUACAAAAGUAAGACACUUCCAAAUCCUCCUUCACAGUGGAGUCCCAGAUAUCAAAAAAGCCAUCUCUAUCAAGCAAAGUUGUAAUCAUCUAUGGUGAGAGCGACCAUGUUCUAAGCACUUUUGGCUUAGCACAGAGUUGAUCAUUGUCUAUCUGCAGCCCUGUUUGAGCAUUUGACCUGCUGAAGAAAUACAGUCCACGCUUCCUUGAUCACUGGGGAAAAGAAAGUUUGUGAAGUGUAGUAAGGCAACCUGUUUCUUGUCCUUUGUCUUAUGUUCUCCAAAUAUUACUGUCCCUAUUGUUGGUCUACUUCAAGGUGAUUUUUCCUCCAGUGACCUCAUGUAAAUGUGAGUUGAGGUCAUGCAUGAAAUCUGAAGAACUGCCUUGUCCUGAGUGAUAAUUAAGAGGUAUGUGCUGCCUUCCCAGAUAGGUCUUCUCAUGUCUUCCCAUGGGGUUUUUACAUGAUUGGGUACUGAACACAGAUCCGUGCCAGGUUCUGUGCCUGCUUCCUCAGCACUCAUCCAGAGGAACAUCUGUGCAGCUGUGCCACCAAGGUCCUUUAAUACUCACCUGCCCUACUUGCUGAAAGUCAACGAUGCCAGAUGUUGCGGGUGUCAUUAGCCUAUGCAUUAUUUCAUAGGAGCCUUGCUGGCUAAGUUCUAAUUUAUGGAUAUGAGAAUAAUGAUCAUGGCCACCAGAGGACUGACUAUAUACAACAGCCUUAUUGGCAAAUCUUGCAGAGAAUCCUUUGAAGCAAGACAAUACAAAAAAACAAAAGGAAAUUUGAUUUAAAUACUUAACCCAUGAGCUAGGCAUGGUGGUGCACACCUGUAAUCCCAGCACUCAGAAUGCUGAGGCAGGAGGACUGCCAUGAGUUCGAGGCCACCCUGGGCUACAUAGCAAGACCUUGUCUCAAAAAACAAACACUUGACCCCCGCCUGUGAUUACAAGUAAGCUCCAUGGAGUGUGACUAUUCCUAUUUGAAGAAAUCACUAUAUUAUAAUGGAAAAAAAUCACUGGACUAGGAGGUAAGAGAUUUGGGUUUUAGUCCUGCUGCUGAAGCUUUUAAGUAGUUUUGUAAUCAUGGACAAGUAAGCCAGUUAGCAUCUCUGAGCUUUCUCAUGAGUAAAUUAGGGAGGUGAAUGAAUUAAUUGAUCUGUAAAAUUUUAUGACUAAAUCCGUAGAAUAUGUGCUCAAUUACUAAACAAAUUUGCCCAGAAUUCCUAACUCCUACCUCACAUACUAGCCAAGUGUUAUCUACACCAACAGCUAAGCCAUUAAUUUGAGGUGCUGUGAGAACAGAAGGCGUACCGCAAGCUAACACCAUUCAGAUUCUUGGGUUUUUUCUAAAUUUGCUUCAACUUAAAUCUGUUUAGAGAUUUUUUUAGACUUUUCUGUGAACAGUUAUUUUGGGAGAUGGUGGAGAAAAGAUUAAGGCAGGGUAUCCUUUGUUUCUGUAGGGAACAAAAGAAUGGGAUACAUUUUUCCUUCCUUAUGGAAUUACAUACAAUGAAUGAUUCAGCUACUGGGAGCCUUCAAUUUACCUGCUUAUCAACUGGCAGUUUUUACUUGACUGAAGAAUGGUGGCAGUCUAUUUUGGAAGUCCGAUAUGCUUCUAAUGUGAGAAAGUGUUGUUUACAUUCCAAAUCAUUUCAAUUAAACUAUUUCAAUUAAA